Messenger RNA from Hylaeus volcanicus, 9205 nucleotides. It is a transcript of the gene kibra, whose product is annotated as protein kibra. Gene Ontology annotation, molecular function: molecular adaptor activity; kinase binding. Lineage: Eukaryota; Metazoa; Arthropoda; Insecta; Hymenoptera; Colletidae. Gene Ontology annotation, biological process: regulation of hippo signaling; negative regulation of organ growth; cell migration. The coding region runs from base 1599 to 5585 and encodes 1328 amino acids. The record is from RefSeq and is a predicted model, not a curated record. The transcript has 10 exons. Gene Ontology annotation, cellular component: cytoplasm.
AGUUUGACCCGUGGGUCUGUAGAUCUCUUUUUCGAUUCUUCCGUAAAUGAGGCAUGUAAAAGGAGGAAGGAAAAGGAACGAAUUCGAUUUCGAAUAGAAUUGCUAAAAAGAAAUUGUAGCCGUUUUGGAUUUCCACUGGAUAGUAUGCAGAAAGGAGGAGAACUGACACCAUCGCUACCAUCGCAUCGCGGCCAUUCCGAAGGAGAAGGGACAUACAUAUACCAAGGCCCAUCGGGCCCGCUCUUAGAUGUUCAGAGACACGGAUGAUGGGCCAGUAGUGGCCCCAGAAAUUCCAACAAGGACGAAGCAUAAUGCGCGACUCAAGGUCGGUUCUACUACCGACCAGAGUCCGUGAUGGAACCACGUUCAGCAGGGUCGUACCGUGACCUCGCCAGGCCCUCCUUCCCCUCUUCUCCCACUUUACAACCCCCUAGUCCAUCCCCUCUUUUCUUUCCUUGCAAGCUGAGCUCCGCCAACGGCGGGGCCGUCGACUCCCCUCGCGGUGCCCCGCGACUCGAGCCUCGCGACAUUCCUUAGUUCUCGACUUUCAGAUGGAUGGAAAAGCUUUACGCUCUUCCAGGCCGUAAGCUUCGCUCAACGAUGAAUAAGAAACCGUCGAGUGGACUUUUAUAUUAGAAUUAUUAUUGCUUUGUCCCUUUCGCGUUGAAGAAUUCUCCGAAAAUUGCGAGUCAACGAAUGGAAUGGAAUUUUCUAUCGAUGCAAAAGAAACGGAGGAGGGAACCUUGGACCUCCGAAGACCCAAGGUUCUAAAGUAUACAUCUCGUAAACAUUGAUCGUUCGUAUUACAAUUAGCUAAUUUCACAAGGAAUCGAAGAAUCUGACAGGAGAAGCAAAAGGAGGAGGGAGUCGUUCCCCGUUGCGACGGCCCUGCGUCCAGAUGAGGCCCGCCUUUUUACAACGGGCAAGAAAGGCCGUAGUGGUUGAAACGAGACGAACGAGAAGAGUGUGGAAGGAGCAGACGGAAAGAGAGGGCAGGAGGAACGCAUGUACGAGGAGUCAGCCCGUAUGUGGUCGAGCGAGGAAGAGGACGAGACUGGAGAGGAAGGGCCGAGAGAAGGAGAGAAAUAGAAGAAUAAAAAAGAAGGUUGUUAGAUGUGGUGGGGGAAGAGUAAUAGGUAAAAGCAGGAUGGAAAGGAGGAGGGAAGGAAGAGAGAAUCGACCGGGUGGUGCAAGAAACGAAGGAAGAGAAGCCAACAAGAGGAAAAAAGGUGGGAUACCUUAAAAAUUGAGACCCACAGAGGUGGGGAUUGGAAUUUCGGGCCCCGUAAACCGGCCAGUCUCGAGGAGGCCUUCGCGAAGAUGAGGUGAGGAGAAGAGAAGAUACACCGAAGAAGAAGAAGAAGAAGAAGAAGAAGAAGAAGAAGAAGAAGAAGAAAAAGGAGGAGGAGGAAGAGAAAGAGUAGAAGAAGAAGAAGAAGAAAGGGAAAAGGAAAAGAAGAACAGGAAGAAGGAAGAGACAACGACGACACGACACAACCAUAACAACAACGACAACAAUAAUAAAAACACCGAGUAGCAAUUACAACAGCGAUAACAAACGACACUGUGUACUGUGUUUAAUCUAGCGUGUACUCGGUAUGGACCGUCAGUGCACGCUCUGCGUACUCGUACCGGCGUACCAAUACCGUACCUACGUUGACAAUUACCACCAGCGCUUAGAGCACCAGUGGCAGCAGUACACCCACCGACAGCGUUUGUGCGAGCAUCCCUAUCAAGAGGAACAGCUCUACGAAAACGUCGUCUCCCAGUAUCGAAUGAAAAUGUGCUAUCACAACGAUUACGAGAACGACGAGCAAAUACAAAAGUUUUACUGGGAGCAGUGCUAUAAACACGACGACGUCGACGCCACUGCGUACUAUUAUUGCGAAUAUGCAAAGAAGGAAAUCUAUGAUGUGAAGCAACAGAGGCUCUGUCUAGCGCAAGAUGAGUACAAUCAUCUUAACAAUGCUCUAACAACUCUAGGUGCAUCGCGUACUAGUUUGUGCUCCAGUUCAAGUUCACUAAGCACCAAGUACGAUCCUGAUCUUCUCAAGUCCGAUGUGGCACUCGCGAGAAGUCGAGUUUCUCGACUAAAACGAGAACUGGAACAGAUCAGAGCAGAAAUGAACUGCACGCAACGGGGAGUAAACACCCUUGCAAGCGUGGAGCAAAAGCUAAGCGGACACCAUGGAGGUUGUUAUAACAUCACAGAAGCCCAGGCAAUUAUGACAGAGCUCCGUAACAUCCAAAAAUCGUUGAGUUCAGGAGAGAAGGAAAAAGCUGAAUUGAUGCAGUCCCUGGCACAGCUUAAGGAUGAGUUAACGAGAUUGCAGCUCUGCGAAGGUAGUCCCGAGGCUAGCACGCUCAGUUUACCCCAAGAGAAACUCAGCACGGCGUCUCAAACGGAUCUGUCAGGUGAAUUGGUACCGAUUGGCACUCGUUUAGCUGAGAUGGCGCGAAUGAGGUUACAGUACGACGAGGCAAGAAAGAGGAUACAGCACAUUCAACAGCAAUUGGCGGAUCUCGAAGAAAAAGUGACACCUGGCCAGACGGAAAGCGACAAAGAUAAGCUAUUGCUUUUCCAAGAGAAAGAACAAUUACUCCGAGAACUCAGAAGCAUUACGCCGCGUACUAGAACACAGCAAGAUAUGAAGAAGAUCCAAAGCGAGAUUCGUCGACUGGAACAAGACUUGAAUAACGCGCUUGAAUUGUCGAAUAAAACCAUCACCGACCGUGUGCGGCUUCACGAAGAGAAACAAUUGUUACUGCAGCAAUUGAGAGACGCCCUGCGUUCGAUGGCAAUGCUCGAAGGUCAAUUAAAGACACUCAGCGCGAGCACACUUUCGGUGAGCAGCAGUUCUAGUCUUGGAAGUCUCAGUACGACCAGCAGUAAAGGCUCUCUGAGUUCUGGAUUGAGUUUCACCGACAUUUACGGCGGACCGCAGUGCUUGGGUCCCGUUACUUCGCAACAAGAACGUCCAGUUGAUAUGGUGGAUCUACAUAGACGCGUCGAGAGAUUGCUCAGAGGUUCCGAACAAAAUAAUCUCGUUAGUACACCAUCGCCUGGUAGGUCUCAGCCAAGUCUGUCGCCAAGAUCCAGCCUUUCCAGCGUCAGUCCUCCUGUUUCGCCGCUCUAUGAAAACGCUCCCAUGGGACCACCGCCUGCCUACGAGCACAUAGAAAUGCAGAGGAGACAGCGUCAAAGAGCUUCAGCUUCUUCUAUCGUUCACCUGGAUGAAAACCAAUUGGAGGAUCGAUUAGCAGAGCUCAGGCUCAGUCAGCAGCAAACGCCGUCGCAGGAACAGUCGUGCAGCAGCUCCCAAGACCGUCUCAAACUCGUCGGUGGCCCUCAUCCUCCCGUCGAACUGCAGUCAGGAAAUAUGUCCCAGGGGAGCGGACUUGGCAGGCCUGUAGCUAGUAUACAGCAUCAAGUUCCGUCGCAAGAGCCACCACCUCUCUCGCCUAUCAGCGAGACACCACCACCCACUGAAAUACGAUCGAGAGCUAGUAGUUCAGGCACAAACACCAGGUCCGUUUCAGCAGCAGUCUCGGACGAAAGCGUCGCGGGUGAUUCAGGAGUCUUUGAAGCCUCCAAUCGAAGAAGACUUUCAGGAGUGAUCGGAGACGUUGACUCGUUGGCGCUUGGAGAGAUGAGCUUGGAGACGGCGCAGGUCCAGAUCAAGCUUAGAUACUCCGUAAGCGACGGUCUACUUCAUGUUGGUAUCGAACGUGCACGAAACCUGGCUGCACUUUUUAUUCCUAACAACACGCAAGUGUACAUCAAAGCUGCAUUGCUUCCGAUGCAACCACCUAUUAAUCACAUGUGUUGUACAAAACCUGUCGUGGAUUUGCACAAGCCAACCUUUGGUGAAACGUUCCCCAUUGCUGUACCACUCAACAAACUGUAUACGAAGACACUGCAAGUUAACGUUUGGUGUACAGGCAGUGAGUCUGAGGAGUGCUUGGGAUCCGCCCAAGUAUCCCUUGCAGACUUUAGUCCAGAAUUGCCAAGCGUGAAAUGGUACAAUAUACUGUCCUUCCGCUUUAUGCAACCACCUGACAGCCCAAGCACGAGCACUGGCAACAGCACCACUGUCUGCAUCAGCAUAGCGAAACAAGCCAAACACGAUAAACAAGAAUCUGAUAUAUCGGUGUAUCGUAGCGGGCAAAACAUUAAGGAGGAAAGCAGCGACGAGAGUACAAUUAUCAGUUCUCAGACGUCUACCUUGACGAGAAACCAAGGCUGCGACGAGCUACAAACAGCCAUCUCGUUGAGGCUCGAGGAGUUGGCCAAUUGCUUGGGAAGUCCCGAGGAAGAGGAUGAAAAUGCUGGUAGUGAAAGCGGAAGCGACGACAGCGACGAAGAGGGAAUUAUUGUGGAAUUCAUGAUGGAAGAUAACGUUUUAGAAGAUGUAUUAGAGCACGAGGAGGAUGAAGAGUUACACGAGGAGGCCAAACAAACGCAGGAUAAGGAAACCAACACCGAAUGUAUUUUCAUCCCAGAACAGGGAAAACAAAGGAAAUUAUCAGCGGCUGGUGUCGCGCCCAAUGCUAUAUACGACGAUAGAAAUUCUAUUGUAAUCAAGAGGAGCCAAACAUUUUCACCUAGCGCUGCAGUUAGCAAAAAUCAUUAUAUUUGUCGACUCAAUCGGAGCGACAGCGACAGCAGCAUGCCACUUUAUCGCAGAGGCGGACCCUUCCAACGAAACUCAGUGGAAAGACGGUCUCUUCGAUGGCGACGUCCUUCGUCCGCGCUUAGUUGUAAAACAGCCACGAAAAAAGGCACCAAUUUACCACCCACUGCUAGAACCUCGUUGGAUCUUGAAUUAGAUCUUCAAGCGCAGCACGCUAGACUGAGCAAUCUCCAAGAUGAGCUCACUCGAUUGCGAGAACUGAAGCAAAGGUUAGAACAAGCGCGAGAGAAAGGAGACACCGAUUUUGCAACUUGGCUGCUGGAAGAUCACAAGUUCCAAAGCUUUAUGGCACAAGCCGAAAGCGGAAAGAGCGGGAAGACUGCUGAGGAUAAAAGAGUGGAAAAGAUGUUGAAGAGGACCUCGAAAGAAAUUUACAAGCUACGGAAAACGAAAGCUGGAAAGGGCAAACCUGACAUCAUUUCUUUCAAGGAGAAAAUGGCUUUCUUCACGCGUGUCAAUCUCAAUGUUCCUGUACUUCCACCUGAAGAUUCAUCGUACGAAAACGUAUCAUUGCCACCUCUGUCAUUCGUCCAACACAAGAGAUACGCCUCGGAGCCGAUUAGCAGUGAAUCCGUGGCUACUAAACUUGGUGCUCAGGGUAUGUCGAAUGUGGCCACAUGGUCGAAUAGUGUUCCCAGCGAGAGUGCAUCCUCGAUGAGAGGCUACGGUGCAGUAAACAUAAACGCGAGUGUCGUUGGAAAUUUAAGCGAAGAUAUUCUGGCCAACAGUACAAAUAAAUCCGUGAACGCGAAAGGUCGACCUGCCGUGGCGAAGCUGCAGUGCUCCGAAAACGGUCAAGUCGAGACCUUGAAAUCAACAGAGGAGAACGAUAACGAAGAACCAAGAAGGUACGAAUACGUCGUCGACAGAGUUCUCGGUGUAGAAGUAUAAUGUUCAUGUUUUAGGCUGUCUUUUUAUUUCUAUCAAGAAAAAAUCGUUUGUAUUAUUCAACGGUUAACACUUUAACUACUGUUGUAUUUAGAAAGAGUUUACAACUUGAAAGUGGACUUUAAAUUAAUAUAUAUUGAUCUAGGCUGACGUUAACUGGUGUACACUAUCGCAAAGUGUAUCGAAAGCCUCGUCUGUUUCCUUAAUUUGAGAACCGUAAGUACAGUGCAAAGUCCCUAGUUAAAGUGUUAACAUAAAGUGUUGAUCGACACCGCGCUUAGAUGAAAUUUAAAGAGUGGAAAUGAAGAAAGGGAUGUUCUAGAUGCCAUGUAUAGCGAUCGAUGAAAAUAAAAGUGAACAUUAAACGAAGUACAUUUUAACGGAAUAUGGUAGAUACGUAACUCUAGUACGUCUAGUACGUUAAAUGUUGUUAAAGAACUGCUGUCGAUAUUGUUAUUAUUACUGAAUGUCGACACGAUGCCGUGAAAAAUGUAGACAUAUUCGAGGCAAUAGCAAAAAUGCGCGAAUCAACGCGCACUGUACAUACGAGAACGUAAAUUAUUUAAAUGAAAUUUAUGCAGAAAUUAUUUAAUUGAUCAAUUCCAUCGGGUUCCUCUUGCAUCCCAGAUAAUCCUACGCAUAUCGCUUUGCUCCUUUUCACCGCGUAUCAGAGCACACACCACCGAGCAGCUGGACUGCAAUUUAAAAAACAAUGAGAAGAAAAAGAGGAAAAGGCAACGCAGAGAAAGGCUUUCGCCCUGGUUGGCUAAAUUCUGCCUUGAUUUCAUUUCAUAUUACCAUUUCACGACGUGUUCCUAUCCAGUUUCAAAUUUGUCUGUGCUUCUCAACCAAAUACUGAGAAAUACCACUCGAUGUCCUUCGGUUUGGAUAUUUCGCUUUGAUUAACGCUAGAACUGCCAAUCUAUUUAAUUACACCCACGUACCACGGACUUCCUCUUACAAUCUGUUGAUUGUAAACAAUGAUUUUGUCGUAACAUUUAUUGACAAUUUGUGAAGCGUAGAAUUAAUCGUAUCGAUUUGCUUCUCCAUUCUCUAAUAUUAAAGACAUCAUAGCACGUAUAACAAAUAUGUGGUAAUUCUAGUGUUAAUAAAGCUCACGUCAGAGUAUGUUAAUUCUGACUCAUACAUGUAUAAAUACAUACGUAUGCUCUAAUUUCUUUAUCAAUUGAAAGAAGGAUCACGUGUACUUAUAAACGAUAAAGAAAAAUACAUUGGAUAUUUUGUAUUAGUAUCGCAAUUCUUAAGGUGCAGAAAUCAUUAAAAUAAGGACCAUAUAUAUAUAUAUAUAUGGUUGAGUGAGUGUACCACUGAGCAAGGGGGGAGUGUGUUUGUGUAUUUUUUUUUUUUUUUAUCAAAAAAUGAUUGUAAAUUUAAACGAUUGAAAAUAGAUUUUAGAACAACAUUUCGUAUCCAACGGUGUGUUGCAAAAAUAAAACGAGUUCCUUCGUUGAAGCGAAAUUCACGUCAUAGCAAUACUUGUACAAGAAAGACAUACAAUCGUCUGUGCGGUAACACGUGUGUUCUUAACGAUUAACUUGAAAUUAGCGAACAAACAAGUAUCGCUAGGAUUUUCUGUAAUGCAAAUAAAAAUGUUGGAACAACGUCAUAUCGUUAAUGCCAUAGGUUGUAAGAAUGUAAUUUUCGAUGUUCCGAAUGUUAUUUUGUACGCGCAUAUCGAGGAACCUGAUAGGAAUUGGUUUUUUGGGGGAGUAGUAAGAUCUUCGAGACAGUUAUGUAAAUAAUUUUGUACAUAUGCAACGACAAUCAUGUUUACACGUUUACGUAGUAUAAAUAUAUAAAUAACAGAUAUUGGGGCUCUCACAGCCUGGUUCUUCACGGUUGAUGCUAAACGAGGCUUCGGGGUACUCUGUGUCCUUUGACUUGCAGCUAGCUUCCUCGGAAGGUCUAACGAUAUAGUGGUAUAUCGGUGCAGACCUAACAUACCCUAACAAAUCUAACAUAGCUAAUCUAAUAAUCUCAUAGCUAAUCCGUUUGUAAAUACAAUUUAACUCUGUAUCAGCUCAUCUAUCUGUCAGGUGCUAAAAUACCUGGACACAGCGCUAUUUGUAAGAAUACCGAUUAAAAAUCAGAUGUUGCUUUGCGUUGGGGUAGAGUUGGGUCUGCACCGAUACAUCGCUAUGUCAUUUAAUCUCCAAACAAGAUACUGUCGAAGAAGAAGAUUACUGUCUUAUCCAAAGGACAUGGUGUACACCCAGAAAUCUUAAUUAAUAUCAACCAGCUAGAUACUAAUUACACACUUAUAUUUAAAUAGGUUUCCGCGUACGCACGCGUACGGAAACUAAUUAGUUCCUGAAAAUAAGAUAUUUUCAUGGCGACAAACGGGUACAACACAAGCAACGUUUUUAUACUUCUGGUGAAACGAGAACACGAAUUGAUUUUAUGUAAAGGUUACACUGUUUUUAAGCGCAGGGUCACGCUUUAACGUGGGCGAGUCCAAGAGCCCCUAAAGCUCUGGAGUUUAAGCGCCGUUCCUCUACAUUGUCCUCUUGGGAUGCACAUUAUUUACAACAGAUUUUCCCUGCGUUUUGUUUAUCGAUUACGCCACGUAGAAGGGAAGGAGCCUUUAACGAAUUACUCGUCCACGUUAACAAAUUGCGUUGGUACCAGUGUAUUGUUGUUUUACUGUGUUGAAUCAAAUGUUAUAACGACAACGUUAUCGACGAUGGGGUGGACAAUAACGACAAUAAAACGAUGUUGGUACUACUAACGAGGAUAACGACGAUGCAACGAUGAUAAUGAUAAAAUGGUGACAAUGAGCACGAUAAAAUACGAAAUAUGAACCCAUGGUACUGAUAUUGCUAAGAAUUAUAAUAAUGGUAAUAAUAAGUUCCCAAUGACAUAUACACAUACAUGAACACGUACAUCCUCCGAAAGACAGUAUGACUUGCAAGUAAUGAUAAUGAUUAAAUAGUAACGAUUCGUAUGAUAAUGAUUAAAAGAAAAGAAUACAGUAUAUUCUUGCCAUAUAAUUUGGUAUUUCGAGUUUCUUUUCUCUAAUCUUUAACGAUGAACAUGUUCCUUUGCAUUCCUGAACCUUUUCGCAUCGAAUAGUAGUAAAUGGUACAACUGGGAUAAGUAACUGGGUGCAUUUAGUGGAGACAACUGUUGAGUAAUUCUCCUGAAUUUUCUAUUUUCUGCUGAAUGCUUCAUUAGGCAAACAGAAGAAUUUAAUGUAUCUUUGGAUUCACAUUACUAGUGUUCAUUUUAUUCUGUACAGUUUCUUUGUAUUCGAUAAAUACUAACAUAAAUCUACGCAAGACUGAAUUUAGGGGUCGAAGGCCUGGCGCUGAGGAUCGAUCCAAGGUCAUCUCAAUAAGGAAAAGGUAAAGUUAGUGCUAUUAGGAGUAUUACUCUUGAAAGGAUUUCUCCAAGAAUUAUUUAAUUUACUUUGUGGUAUUAAUAUAGUAUAAAUCUCUUUCAAUAUUGAGAAAAAAUAAGUAGAGUACUAAUAUUAAUAAAUAGUACUUUCAACUUUUAAGGGGAAAUUGUAAUAUUGGAAUUCCUACUUAUGUAUACUUCAUUAAAUACAUAUUCCAUAAGAGAAAUACGGAAAAUUAGAAGACCAUUUGGCGAAUGAAGAU